This is a messenger RNA of Parathielavia appendiculata, 1275 nucleotides long. RefSeq lists its product as uncharacterized. Lineage: Eukaryota; Fungi; Ascomycota; Sordariomycetes; Sordariales; Chaetomiaceae. The transcript has a single exon. Bases 1 to 1275 code for a protein of 424 amino acids. The record is from RefSeq and is a predicted model, not a curated record.
AUGCCCAGGCGCCGGUUUGCGCUUUGGGCGGCUUCAGCAGCUGCCGUACAUACAGCCGCCUCAGCGGUACCAACAAACGAGCUGUUUACGCGACAAUCAUCUUGCGCGCCAAGCUUCAGCCGAUGCGACAAUCCCAACUUCCCAAACUAUUUCUGCUGUCCUUCCGGGCAGAGAUGCAUCACCCUCGCUGGGAACACGACACUACUGUGCUGCCCAGAGGGCUCCGACUGUCGGAGGAUCAAGCCAGUACCCUGCGACAUCACACUGCAAGAUGGCGAGAAGAACCCCGACGCUGUCGUUAAGACUACCGCUCUCGGGGGUACUUUGGAGCGCUGCGGCACUCAAUGCUGCCCGUUUGGGUACUCGUGCAGAGACGGCCAGUGCGCCAUGGACCAAGACCAGAAACCAGCCCCGAUACAGACGAACACGGCAAAACCAAGCGCUACGUCCACGAGUAGUGCCAGGACAAGCGCCACUUCAAGCGCCGAGUCCACUCAGACAGCAAACCCUACCAGGUCAGCUGACGACACGAGCACAACAAGCAGUUACCCCGAUGAAGUGAGCAGCUCGGACAGCGGGCCCCCCGUUGCCGCCAUUGCCGGCGGCGUCACUGCCGGCCUGGUCGUUCUCAGUGGCGCUGCCUUAUUAGCCUUUAUCUUCCUGAGGAGGAAGAAGAAGAGGGAAAGCCAAUCGAGGACCCCUCCCAAGCUGUCCCGCUCGACAUCGUCGUUUGGCAACUUCAUCAGCGCUCCCAUCAUGCAGGAGAAUGCCUUCCGCAGUGACUUUAGCAGAGCGUCACCCCCCCGCGAGGCCGUCGAAGAACCCGCCUCGGUCACGGCAGCUCUGAUCGACUCAUCAGCGAACUCGCCAGAAACCGGAGCAACGCUGGCCGUCCCGCCGGCUGCGGCGCGGGCCUCGCAGCGCCUGAGCGGCGUUGCACUCGUGGGCUACGGCGAGAUCCAACCGUCGCAUUACGCACAGCAAUACGAGAAUUCACCCUUUGUCGACAUGCCCUAUGUCGACCACGACAGCGGGUCCGUGCCGCAAACGCCCCCGCAGCACCGCGAGCCCAGUUCGGUCAGCAUCAACGUGUUUGCCGACCCAAACAUCACUCCGGACAGGACGCCCGAGAGCAACGUCGACCGCCGGUACACCAACAUGACCACCUUCACGCAAAUGCUGGAUAAGGCUGACCUCGGCGGUAUGGCGCGGGGCGAGUCUUAUCUGGCCUACGAUCCCAAUAAUGGACAGGCUUCGCAGACGCCGAGGAGGUGA